This is a messenger RNA of Actinia tenebrosa (Australian red waratah sea anemone), 634 nucleotides long. Its product is annotated as trace amine-associated receptor 7d-like. Gene Ontology annotation, molecular function: G protein-coupled receptor activity. Gene Ontology annotation, cellular component: membrane. NCBI's taxonomy places the organism in Eukaryota, Metazoa, Cnidaria, Anthozoa, Actiniaria, Actiniidae. Gene Ontology annotation, biological process: G protein-coupled receptor signaling pathway. The record is from RefSeq and is a predicted model, not a curated record.
UCGUCCAAGCGAACAUGUUUGUUGUUCGAUAGAUAACYAUGAGUCUCAAUAAUAAUUCUAGCUACAGAAUUCAAGGACAGAAUGAUUCAUCAGUUACUAAUGUUGCUGAUUUUCGUCUACCGAGAUGGUACGUCGUAUGUCUGAGCUUCAUUUCCAUUCUCACUACAGCAGGCAACGGUUUUGUUAUUUUACUUAUUUGUACAAGGAAGCGCCUUCGACGAAGAGCAUCUCCAAACUGGUUGAUCCUAUCUCUUGGAGURGCAGAUUUUUGCGUAGGCUCUUUCAAUAUUCCAAUCAUCCUUAUAAGAGAUCACUUUGAUAAKCAAUAUGGGAGUGUUUUCUCCAAAAUCGUGACUAUAGGAUAUGGGAUUUUCAUUAGCGCUUCKAUUACAAAUCUAUGUUUCUUGACUAUCGAUAUUUACCUCGCUGUUGUCCAUCCUUUUGUGYACUCCAAGUUCAUGAAGCCAUCGAGAACACUGUUGUUAAUUUUUAUCGCUUGGCUUGUCCCAGUUUUGCAAAAAGUCCCUUUGAUUGUGUCACUCAGUGUCGAUCGCUUAAAAGAAGAAACGAAGUAUCUUUACGAAUGACAACGAGGAGAAGCAGGGCUGGUGAGAACGAGAAGAAGGAAAAGGAG